Molecule: messenger RNA, 1369 nt
Organism: Prunus mume (Japanese apricot)
Lineage: Eukaryota; Viridiplantae; Streptophyta; Magnoliopsida; Rosales; Rosaceae
Source: RefSeq, a predicted model, not a curated record
CUCACCUUUUUACAGCAAAACCCUAGGCGUAUGGCGAUCUUCUUCUCACAUCUUUCUCACAAUUCCCCUGCUUAAGUGGCUCUGCCUUCCCCUGCUUCCGGCUUCUUCUGCAAUGUAGUGAAAGCCGUUCCUACCCUUUUCAUUAUAUACUCUCAAGGUUUCAGCAGGGCACAAGUUAAAGUUGGAGGCUGUUAAAUUUUGCAUCCACAACAAUGGGUUACCAAUUUAUCGAGUGGGAUCAAGGAUGGGACUAUAUACAGAAGGGGAUCACGAAGCUAAAGAGGAUUGUACAAGGAUUACCAGAACCGCAGUUCAACUCAGAAGAAUAUAUGAGGCUUUACACAACUAUCUAUAACAUGUGUAGCCAAAAACAUCCCCAUAAUUAUUCUCGGCAGCUUUAUGACAAAUAUCGGGAGACAUUUGAGGAAUACAUUACUUCAACGGUGUUGCCCUCUGUAAUAGAGAAACAUGGUGAGUGUAUGCUGCAGGAGUUUGUCAAAUGUUGGGAAAAUCAUAAGAUUAUGAUUAGGUGGCUGUCACGAUUCUUUAGUUUUCUUGAUGACUACUACAUCGCUCAAAAUCACGCAUCACAUCCUGGGCUGAAUGAAGUUGGACUUAACUGCUUCCGUAAUAUGGUUUAUCAGAAGGUAAAUGCUAAUUUGAGAUUUGCUGUACUUGUUCUUAUUGGUAAAGAACGUGAAGGAGAACAAAUUGAUAGAGCACUGUUGAAGAAUGUGAUAGAUAUAUUUGUUGAAAUUGGAAUGGGACAUAUGGAUGCUUAUGAAGAGGACUUUGAAGCAUACAUGCUAAUUGACACUCGUGAUUACUAUUCUCAUAAAGCAUCAAGAUGGAUUUGGGAGGACACUUAUACGAAUUACAUGUUGAAGGCAGAGGAAUGCUUGAGAAGGGAGAGGGAUAGAGUUUCUCAUUACCUGCAUCCAAGCAGUGAGAAGAAGCUGGUAGAGAAUGUGAAACAUUGGUUGGUGGUGGUAAAUGUAACUCAACUGAUUGAAAAGAAGCAUUCUGAAUCUGGAUGUAGUGCUUGGCUUACAGUUGAUAAUGUGGAGGAGCUUUCUAGGAAAUUUAUUUCUAAUGUUAUUUUGGAACAAGAAGUUCCUGCUCAAGGUUCAACCUUGGUUCAACAGGCUGAAGAUGCCGCAAUGCAGGAAUGAAAUCAAUCACACUACUAACAAUUGUGAACUUCUCUGGGAUCUACAGUAAAUGGUGCACUGGUUGUUUUAGAAAUUCCAUGAACAGAUUACAACUUACAAGUUGUGAUCAGUCAAAGAGGCUAGAUAGAAGUAUAACUCUAUCAGGAAAAGAGGAAGAGAUUUACAAUGAAUAUACAUGCGAUAAUUGCAUCAGAUAA